AAAAAAAAGCUGUCUGAUCAACAAACAUGUAACACAAGCCAAGCCAAUGGUAGCAAAAUCAGAACUGGUGAUCUCGGCUGAGAGCUGAGAACAGAUCUGUCAGUGUUACAGGUGGCGGAAGAUAUGAAUUUACGCAAGAGCAGAUAACGGAUUUUUUUCAGCGACUUGUAAAGUAAAAAAUCAACUGAACAAUUUCCCGGGAUGGAAAAUACACCAGCCGAAGAAUAAAUUCGGGUGAACGAAGAUAAAGCAACAUACUACAGGACGCCGUAACUCAAAAGUUGUGCCCCUGAAGGAAUCGAAGGGACAGGACGACUUCAGUCCAAAGAGAAAACCGCAUCAUGACGAGCUGUUUGAUAACAGAAAAGUAACCAAAGCUAUGAAGAAAUUCAGCGAAGGCAUAUCCGAAAAAGGGCAAACUGAAAGAAAGAAGGGGCGAAAAAGAAGCUGAUGAUCUAAAUCUCGACGCUCCUCAGCCAUUAACGGAUAAGUAAGUGAACUGACUAAAUAUCGAGUCUAGCAUAAAAGCUGAGAAUUCCAAAGACAGUACUGAGGAUCGGCACCUUUCGGUACGGCUGUGGAGAAAAGUUUCAGAAAUUAACGAAAAAAAUACAGCCAUGGCUUCGGAAGAGACCACCGGUUUGGCAAAAUCUGCUGCUUUGAAACUAUCGGAGAUGGGCGAAAGAACUAAACAACUAGGUACUGCUAUGCAGGAUCCUAAUCGUCAGAGACGACUUAUUUUGGUGAUUGUCUGUGUGGCCCUUUUACUUGACAAUAUGCUAUACAUGGUUAUUGUGCCGAUUAUACCAGACUACCUUAAAAUUAUAAACAACGACACCUCUUCCAGCACUUCCAAGAACAGUACCAGCAAACACUCGGGGGAAAACAACGACUUGAAGAUAGGGAUACUCUUUGCCUCGAAAGCCAUUCUGCAGUUACUCGUGAACCCUCUAAGUGGCACAUUCAUAGACAGGGUUGGAUAUGAUAUACCGCUUUUUAUAGGACUUAUUGUCAUGUUUUUUUCUACUUGCAUAUUCGCUUUUGCGCAAAAUUACCUGACUUUAUUUAUUGCAAGGAGCCUCCAAGGACUGGGGUCCGCUUUCGCAGACACAUCCGGUAUUGCUAUGAUAGCUGAUAAAUACACCGAAGAAUCAGAAAGAAGCCGAGCAUUGGGUAUUGCUUUAGCAUUCAUCUCUUUUGGAAGCUUAGUGGCGCCCCCUUUUGGUGGGUUUCUGUAUCAAUUUGUGGGUACGUUUAUGCCAUUCAUGGUGCUCGCCGGGAUCUCUCUGAUAGAUGGCAUUUUGCUAAUGAGCGUCAUGAAACCAUUCACGAACAGGACUAGAGAAAACAUGCCGGUGGGGACUCCAAUUUACAAAUUAAUGAUUGAUCCUUACAUUGCAGUCGUGGCGGGGGCACUAACUACAUGCAACAUUCCCCUGGCCUUCCUAGAGCCCACUAUAGCCAAUUGGAUGGAAACGAAAAUGGGGACCACAAACUUUCAAAUGGGGCUAAUCUGGCUCCCAGCAUUUUUCCCCCAUGUUCUGGGUGUUUAUAUAACUGUUAAACUAGCGGCAUCACACCCUAACUACCAAUGGUUUUACGGUGCGCUGGGCAUGGUUAUCAUUGGAGCCAGCUCAUGCACAGUGCCAGCCUGUAGGACUUUUGGACAAUUAAUAGCACCUUUGUGUGGCAUCUGCUUUGGUAUAGCGCUAGUAGACACUGCCCUUUUACCAACCCUUGCCUUUUUAGUUGAUGUGCGCCAUGUAUCUGUAUAUGGCAGUGUCUAUGCUAUAGCAGACAUAUCAUACUGUGUUGCCUAUGCCCUUGGUCCAAUAGUAGCCGGGCAAAUUGUUCAUGAUUUGGGUUUUGUCUCACUGAAUCUGGGUAUGGGUCUUGCCAAUGUACUUUAUGCACCCGCUCUUCUUUUACUUAGAAACGUGUGCCAAAUGAAGCCAUCUCAUUCAGAAAGAAAUGUCCUUUUGGACGAGGGACCUAAAGGUCUUUAUGAUACCAUCAAGAUGGAAGAGCGUAACGCAAAGAAAAAGGGGACUGGAACUUCUUCCAGAAACCACAUGCCUGGCGACGAGAAUGGCAUUGAUGCUUAUAAUCAGCAUCAGACAAGUGGAUUCUUUUCAGAAGAGGACUCCUCCGGCAACGAAUACAACUAAUCUGGACUGAAUAACAUCUACUAAUAGCUGGGAAUGUACUGUCCAUAUGUACAGUAUCAGCGUGCAAUACCAUCGUCACCUAAUCUUGACAUGACGUGAAAAUUGUUUCCAACAUUUUUUUAUUUUGAUGUUAAACGUUACCACGUCAUAAGGCAAUGCAGAUAAUUUCGUUCAAUCACAUUUAAUCAAAUCUUGUAGUGACGGUCAUGUAGAUGUUUCACUGGAGUAUUGUGCAAAAUUUACUAACGUUAAAGGUGUACGUACAUAUUAUAAUGUAUAUCAUUGUAAAAAGAACAAUAUGAAAAUGUAUUCCAACUAUUUUUGGCUUAUUAAUAACGUAUAAUGAAAGGAAUAAUAAAUAUUGUAAAUAUCUAUAGUGCCAUUUGUACAUUGAAACGACCUUUUGUCUGUUCUAGGGAUAAUAUACGAUUUGUAAUCGUCAUGCCAAUAGAUUUCAUUGAAAAAUGCAAUAUAAGCUUGAUGAGAAGCGUUAAGAGUCAUAUAACAGACAGAAGAUCGAACGUGAGUGCCAGCAUGCUCAUAUCCUCUAGUUAAUAUUAUAGAGACAACGCAUAAACUGGGCAAAGGUGAUUAUCAAAUAUCCAAAAGACGUACCUUUAAGGUUUACUAUUGAUCUGUAUGUAUACGGAAAUAUCCUGUAUUCUGAGUUUUAGCAUCAAUAUCUGAACAAUAAUUAAACAGUUAUCAGAAAUGAAAUUCUGCGUCGAUUUUAUUUGCAUAUGACAUUUACAGCAAUAAAACCUAUUUUAUCAAAGUCGUUUCUGAUAUCCAUCAAAACUGUAUAAGUAACUUGCUGUAUUAUUCCUUAUAACGCAGAAAAAGUUGUUUUGUUUGAAUCGUACUGGAAAGGGCAUGAUUUAUCAGUAUGUCUAAAAUUAGAUUUCUUCCAAUAUGAUUAUACAAAAUAAAAACACAAUGUUGUUGAAUAAACGCAUUCAAGCUGAUGAACAAGCAUGGCCCCACUGCAUAAGUCUAAAGUGGGAUAUUCUCUGUCUGAAACUGAAUGACAUAUCAUAUCUAAGGGUUUAUAGAGUCGAUUAUUAUUUUAAAUAACAAAACAGUCUAACAUCCUUACAACCUUUAGUCCAAUUCAGCGUCGGCGGGGGUUGGAGCCCAGCCUGGCAGCUUGCGCUAAACAAAAUAUACUGUAAGUGUCUGUAUGUUAAAAACUUAGUACCAAAUUAUAGCAAUGCUGAAUCACUCACACAGUUUUCCAUUCCGGAAACGUACUUCUAAACAUGAAACAUUAUAUGAAUUUAUAUAGUAAUAAACAAUCUGUAUUUUAGCUGCCUAAAAUGAUACCAAAUUAUUAUUAAAUGUAACAUAUAAAUAAAGAUACGAUUUAAUUAUUUAUUUUUAUAGCACUCCUCUCUGGGAAGUGAAUAAAGUCCGGGUAGCAAUAUCCAUGACUUUUCACAAAGUUUUAGAAAACGAAAAUAAAGGACUUACAGUAUGUUGCAUGCGAAUUGCGAGGGUAUAACUCUCAGAGACACUUUCAGUGGCGUCUCAUUUAAGGUUUCAUUCGUAUAGUCAAUAUUCUGAAUUACCUUUAAAUAUCCUGAGGGAAUUAUGUACUCUAUUUAUUUUCAUUUAUUCUGCAAAGAGAUACUUUUGAGGGAGCGACCGCCAGGAUUCUACACAUUAAUCCCCUGGGAAAAUUGUGUAAGGUUGUUACUGGCGCCAUUCAUUGGCAUUCUCUGCAAAAAAAAGUGGACUGUUUACAAAGAUUCGGUGCCAACCGUAAGCAUCUAACUGAUAAAAAGAACAUUUAAAGGUUGCAUGUGAUGUGAGGAGCCUCAGAUAACUUUUUAUUGUAUAGAAAUAUUUCCAGUUUUUGUUAUUAUAUUUAUUCUCAUGAAAUUAUAACUGUUAUUCCCGUGAUUAACGUUGCUCAAUAAAUAACACAUAUGAUGGCAAUUA
Molecule: messenger RNA, 4109 nt
Organism: Polypterus senegalus (gray bichir)
Lineage: Eukaryota; Metazoa; Chordata; Cladistia; Polypteriformes; Polypteridae
Gene: slc18a3a
Product: solute carrier family 18 member 3a
Exons: 1
Coding region: 618-2168 (516 amino acids)
Biological process (GO): transmembrane transport; chemical synaptic transmission
Cellular component (GO): AP-1 adaptor complex; AP-2 adaptor complex; terminal bouton
Molecular function (GO): acetylcholine transmembrane transporter activity
Source: RefSeq, a predicted model, not a curated record